Molecule: messenger RNA, 1008 nt
Organism: Medicago truncatula (barrel medic)
Lineage: Eukaryota; Viridiplantae; Streptophyta; Magnoliopsida; Fabales; Fabaceae
Product: polygalacturonase-1 non-catalytic subunit beta
Exons: 3
Coding region: 1-1008 (335 amino acids)
Source: RefSeq, a predicted model, not a curated record
AUGAAUUUGUUGAAACAAUUUUUCAGGAUUUCUGAUAACGGUGCAACAGAAAAGAGGAUGAAAGAGACGCUUGAAAAUUGUGAGAGGGCCCCCGCCAGAGGCGAGAUAAUAAAGUGUGUGAGGUCUAUGGAUGAAAUGGAGAUUUUUGCAUCUUCUAUGCUGGGUCCCAAAGUUGUGCUUCGUAAGACCCUAAAUGUGAAAGGGUCGGGUAAGAAUGUCAUGGUGGGUAGGAUAAAUCAAGCUGUUGGUGUGUGUCACAUUGACACUUCUUCAUGGAGCCGUAGCCAUCCGGCUUUUCUUGAACUUGGCUCGGCUCCAGAUGGGAGAAAAUGGGCAAAAUGGGCAAAAUCUUUAUUUUUUCGGGAGAAAAUGUUGAAUGAAGGAGUGGUUAUGCAAAUGACCGAUAUCAGGGAUAAAAUCCAUAAGAGACAAUUUUUAUCUCCAACUAUAAUUGCUAAGUUACCAUCAUUAACAACUAAAAACAUGAAUUUGUUGAAACAAUUUUUCAGGAUUUCUGAUAACGGUGCAACAGAAAAGAGGAUGAAAGAGACGCUUGAAAAUUGUGAGAGGGCCCCCGCCAGAGGCGAGACAAUAAAGUGUGUGAGGUCUAUGGACGAAAUGGAGAUUUUUGCAUCUUCUAUGCUGGGUCCCAAAGUUGUGCUUCGUAAGACCCUAAAUGUGAAAGGGUCGGGUAAGAAUGUCAUGGUGGGUAGGGUAAGUAGAAUUCAAGGGGGGAAUGUGACAGAAUCUGUCACAUGUCACCAGGAAGUGUUCCCUGUUAUGCUAUACUUUUGUCAUUACAUUCCCAUGGUGAGGGUCUAUAAUGUUGAAAUACUUACCCUCCAAAGAAUCAAGAUAAAUCAAGUUGUUGUUGUGUGUCACAUUGACACUUCUUCAUCGAGCCGUAGCCAUCCGGCUUUUCUUGAACUUGGCUCAGCUCCAGGUGAAAUUGAAGUUUGUCACUGGAUAUUCCAGAAUGACAUGUCUUGGACCGAUGAUGCCAACUGA